Molecule: messenger RNA, 1276 nt
Organism: Mercenaria mercenaria
Lineage: Eukaryota; Metazoa; Mollusca; Bivalvia; Venerida; Veneridae
Exons: 8
Coding region: 221-1276 (351 amino acids)
Source: RefSeq, a predicted model, not a curated record
UUUAUUAGACGCUUUAUAUCGGGUUGAUGAGCCUCAAACAUUUGUAUUAUACAAACCACUUUACUCUCGGUUUGUCCGGAUCAAUAUUUUGGAACCAUUGACACAAAACCUCAGUUGUCUACGAAUCGAGUUAAGCGGUUGCCGAACAAAGGGUCGUUCUUAUGUUCCGGUAACGGCAUACGAAAGUAUUCAGCGGACAAGUUUUCAUAAAAAUGCUUCAAUGUUGUCACUUAUAUCACCAGUGUCAACAGAUGCUGUACUUACAAGCUUUGGCUAUCCAUUCGGCUACAGAAAUGGGGAAAGUUACAAAUGGAUAAUUCAGUUUGAUGAUACCGAGUUCAUCAAAUUAAUAUUCACGAAAGUUUCAUUACACAUUGAUCAGCUUCAACAGGGGACCGACUUUUGUGAAGACAGAAUUCUCUUUAAUGAAGAACUUUACGUGUAUUAUAUAAAUUCAGUCAAAUUAGCGUUAAUUGGUAAACAUUUGGCACCAAAGAGGAACUUUAGAGAAGCAAAGAGCAAUUUUACAAUUGACGCUUUCUACAAUGGAAGAACAUUUAUGAUAGAGACCAGUGUAUCAUACCUAACAGUAACAUUUACAACAUGUCGACGCUUUGGCGAGUUGCUUUACAGGGGUCAAGGGUUCCGAGCAUUAGUCUUAAUGCAAGAUAUACCUGCUUGCUUUUCGCUUGACAAUUUCAAACCAGUGAGCGAUGAACAUAUAGAAACAUGUGAUAUGUUAGUCAUGUCGUUGUCGUCGAUGUCAUAUUUUGGUAUCGAUUUUCAUGGAACUAUUGAAAAAUGGAUUAUCAGCUUCUCGAGAGGCUAUCUACGAUUUGAAGUUUUACAUUUUGACGUAAGAUGUGAUACAGGGUCGACAUUCGUAAUAAUUGACAGGUUUGCCAGUGAAAAGAAGUUUUGCAAUCUUAACAUGGCCCUUCGCAUAUUCUAUACAUCCUCUAGUUGGGUGAAUGUAACCUUUGUAAAAUAUAGCGCAAAAUCGAGAGAGUCUUUUCGCCUUCUGUACUACACUGUACGUGACAAACUCCCUGAAACAAUGACAACAAAGGCCGCAAACAUACCUGAAAUUUAUACUAGUAUAGCAAGGGAAGCAUUUGAGACUAAAGAUAAAGAACUAUCUAGAGAAAUCAAGGCAACCGGACGAGAGGAAGAUGGGAAUAUUCGGUUCAAAGGUUACUGUUUUGGCGGUAACGAGCAUCUACCGGGAACCAUUAAAAUAGUUACCAGAGAGCCGGAUAUACUCAUCAGCAUCUAA